Molecule: messenger RNA, 825 nt
Organism: Macroventuria anomochaeta
Lineage: Eukaryota; Fungi; Ascomycota; Dothideomycetes; Pleosporales; Didymellaceae
Product: DUF1640-domain-containing protein
Exons: 3
Coding region: 1-825 (274 amino acids)
Cellular component (GO): mitochondrion
Source: RefSeq, a predicted model, not a curated record
AUGGCAGCACCUACGAUCUCGAAGACAGCGAUACCGCGUUUCCUUUUGCCGCAAACCUCAUGGGCAGCUACGAGUACAUUCAGACCCACGCCACAGUGCAUAGUUGAAGCGAGGCGGCAUCGAUCCAGCGCAACUCCUGGAGGACGCGCUACAAGCACCAUCACCUCAGUUCUGCAGCGACAACGUGUUCUACGAUCUCACAAGGAGAGCACACAAUUUGCUGCUGGCUAUGCCACAGCUCUCGAGUUUCGUCGCAACUUCAGCGCCACUGCACCACAACUCAAGGACCACCACUUUGACACACUCAAGUUCGUUCAACGCUUGAAAGAGGAAGGGUUCACAGAUGAGCAAGCGGAAGGAAUGAUGAGAGUACUUGGGGAUGUCAUAGAGGAAAGCAUACAGAAUCUCACACGUACCAUGGUUCUUCGCGAAGACCAAGAGAAGGCUACGUACACGCAGAAGGUCGAUUUCGCAAAGCUGCGAUCCGAACUCAUGACAGCCGAUUCCACAGAGUCUUCGCUGACUCGCGCUUCCCACGAACGGUUAACGAACGAGCUGGCUAAGCUGAACUCACGAUUGCGAGAUGAGAUACAACGGACGCAGGCGUCUGUGCGGUUGGACUUGAACCUUGAAAAGGGUCGCAUCAGGGAGGAGGCGAACGUGCAGGAGCUCAAACUGAAGGAGACCGAGACAAGGAUCGAGCAGGAGACAGCGCAACUGCGGGAGAGGCUCGAAGCAGUCAAGUUUUCCACGCUGCAGUGGUUGAUGGGUGUUUGCACGGGUACUGCGGCGCUCAUGCUCGGUGUUUGGCGUUUGCUGAUGUGA